This is a messenger RNA of Oryzias melastigma (Indian medaka), 2663 nucleotides long. It is a transcript of the gene tmem184a, whose product is annotated as transmembrane protein 184a. The transcript has 9 exons. Gene Ontology annotation, biological process: transport. Gene Ontology annotation, molecular function: transporter activity. The coding region runs from base 453 to 1700 and encodes 415 amino acids. Gene Ontology annotation, cellular component: early endosome membrane. NCBI's taxonomy places the organism in Eukaryota, Metazoa, Chordata, Actinopteri, Beloniformes, Adrianichthyidae. The record is from RefSeq and is a predicted model, not a curated record.
AACGUCAUUGGCGGAUGUGCGAUCACGUGGCCAACACUACCUGUUGAUCUCCGGCCAACUUCGACUUGCUAGUUAGGAAUAGACAGAAAACACAGGUGUCCACACAGGAAGUUAAGUUUCCUCGAGUUCUAUCGAAUUACCUUCACGGUGGAGUGUUUUUGUGUGUUUUUAGCGGGGACAUAUUUGUGUUCUUGUUUUGUUUUCCUCACGAGCGUGUGGACUUCGACCUCGGAGCGGCACCUGUCUCAAACAAGGAAGUCUGGUCAUGUUCAGAGUGUCGCUGGUUCGAUCUACAGCUAAAGCGGCCAUUGGGGAGAAUUGAAACGCGCUUUUAUUCUCCAUGUUGAUCCAAUAACGCGGGCUUGUGACAAUCCUUUGGCUGUUUGGUGACAUCUAAGCAGGAUAAAGCUGCUUCCCCCUGAUGCCAGGACAAGGUGAGCUGCUUGUUGACAAUGAAUACAACCCUUGAGAUGGAUCCUUCUAAUGAAAACGUCUCCAUGGUCCACCUGGACGCGCCGAUUUUCCCUGAAAGGUCCGCCAUGUCCAACCUGACGAUCAUCCAGACCAGCAACGGCUCCCUGAUCGAGAGCGACGGCAUGUUCCUGAACACCGCAGCGGCCCAGGCCCUGUCCGGGAUCUUCGUGUGGUCCGCCCUGCUCAUCACAUGCCACCAGAUCUAUACACACCUUCGAUCCUACACGGUUCCUAAUGAGCAGCGCUACAUCAUUCGCAUCCUCUUCAUUGUGCCGGUUUAUGCCUUUGACUCGUGGCUCAGCCUCCUUUUCAUCAGCAACGACCAGUACUACGUCUACUUCGACUCCGUUCGGGACUGCUACGAAGCGUUUGUCAUUUACAAUUUCCUGAGCCUGUCCUUUGAGUACCUCGGAGGGGAAAGCGGAAUCAUGUCAGAGAUCCGAGGGAAACCCAUAGAGUCCAGUUGUCUGUACGGGACGUGUUGUCUCGUUGGAAUGAGCUACUCCAUCGGCUUCUUAAGAUUCUGCAAACAGGCAACUCUCCAGUUCUGCGUUGUCAAACCCAUCAUGGCAGUCAUCACCAUCAUCCUGCAGGCCUUUGGCAAAUAUCACGACGGAGAUUUUAAUGUAAAUGGAGGAUACCUGUACAUCACAAUCAUCUACAACUUCUCCGUCAGUCUGGCCCUCUACGCUCUCUUCCUCUUCUUUUUUGCCACAAGCGACCUGCUGAGACCGUAUGAACCGGUGCUCAAGUUCCUCACCAUCAAAUCUGUCAUCUUCUUAUCCUUCUGGCAAGGAAUGGUCCUCGCCAUCCUGGAGCGCUGCAGCGUCAUUCCCAACGCGCUGUUCAUCGACGGGCACGAGGUGGGCGCCGGCACGGUGGCGGCGGGCUGGCAGAACUUCAUCAUCUGCAUAGAAAUGUUCUUUGCGGCCAUCGCCCUCAGAUACGCCUUCACCUGCACCGUCUACCAGGAGAAGAAGAACGAUGUGCCAGAGAGCAUCCCCCCGAUGCAGAGCAUCUCCAGCGGCCUGAAGGAGACCAUCAACCCCGGAGACAUGGUGCAGGACGCCAUCCACAACUUCUCACCUGCCUAUCAGCAGUACACCCAGCAAUCCACGCAAGACGUCACCCAGCAGCACGGCACCAACGGGAAAGUCUCCACGGGCACCAAGGGCUCCCGCAAGUCAGACAAAAUCAUGCUGAUUACAUCUGAUGAUGAGCUCUAGGCCAUUUUCCAUCAACAUCCAAGUGUCUGUGCCCUUCCCGCUCUUAUCUUUGACCCCCCCAUCCGAGGAAACCGCAUAUCUCACAAGCUGGAUUGAACCCAGGUGUUUAAUUUUCAUCGUCUUAGUAUUUAAGGUGGACCGCCCGGUUCUGUCCGGCUUCAAAGGUAAUUUAAGAACCAAGAGAAGGAUGAAGUUUAACAGAUUCAGAAUCGGCGGCGAUCUGAUCCGUCUCCGUCUUGCAGCGAUAAUCAGGAAAAUGACAUGUCGCCUCCACUUCAUCAAACGGCUCCGGAGCGUCGGCGUUUCCUUUAAAUCAAGCUGUCGGAUGUACAGCUGCGCCCCGCGUGCCGGUCCCGUCAUCGUCUCGAUGGCACUGCCGCUCAGAGGCCGUCCGGCGAGUUGAAUCGCUUCAAAGAGCGGCGUGGAACGUUUCUCGCCAUUCCUUUUGUCUGGUAUUAACGGAGCUCCUCCCUGCGUGGACAGACAGAUAUUAGAUCUGGAGCAGGUACUUCAAACUGCAAGAGAUGCUCCACCAUCAUUUGGAUAAACUUCUCUCAUCAGACUCGAUGUGGACAGAUGCUCGUCAUUAGAGUUUGACAGCUUUUGCACUGUUUUGACUGCAGCUGCCGACGCCGUCAACCACAUGUCAACGCCGAUUAAAGGAGGAGGAAAUAUGUGCGAAAUUUGAUUAGUGUCAAUUGUGCCGUUUUACUUGUGUAAAUAAUGUUUUGGCUUAUCAAGCGUUUUAAUCUUGUCGUAUUUAUUUCUUUAACUCCAGAGAGACUCAAUUUGAAGUGUUGAUAUAAGUCAAUCAAAACUUGAAGCUUUCUUCAUUUUUUUUUUUUUUUUGUAACCCUCUUUUGCCAACUUUAGCUGUGUUUUGUCAGAAUUCACCCGUGUAUUCAUUGUUUUUUGUGCAAAAUAAAAUUCAGUUGUGACAAACAUUUUUGAAGGGAACAAAAA